AGUGUCGCGGGCCGCGGUGUCACCCGGCCGCUGCCGCAGCGAGCGCGGCGGGGCCGCGGCGGCCGGGACGCGACAGGGCCGCGACCGCCACCGCCACCGGCACCGGGACAGCCACCGGGACAGCCACCGGGACAGCCACCGGGACCGGGACAGCCACCGGGACCGAGCAGGCGCUCGGCGGCCAUGGCCGGGAACAGCCUGGUGCUGCCCAUCGUGCUGUGGGGCCGGCGCGCCCCGACCCACUGCGUGUCCUCCCUGCUGCUCGUGGAUGGCUCCGUCAUCGUCACCGGCUGCCACGACGGGCAGAUCUGCCUCUGGGACCUGGGUCCCGACCUGCAGAUCAAUCCCAGAGCUCUGCUCUUUGGUCAUACAGCCUCGGUUACUUGUUUGUCCAAGGCCUCAGCUUCCAGUGAAAAGCAAUAUAUAGUGAGUGCAUCAGAGAGUGGGGAGAUGUGCCUGUGGGAUGUGAACGACGGGCGCUGCAUCGAGUUCACCAAGCUGGCCUGUGCACACACGGGCAUCCAGUUCUAUCAGUUCACGGUCGGCACGCAGCGGGAAGGGAGGCUCCUGUGCCACGGGCAUUAUCCUGAAAUCCUGGUGGUGGAUGCAACCAGCCUGGAGGUGCUUUACUCGCUGAUAUCCAAGAUCUCUCCCGACUGGAUCAGCUCCAUGGCCAUCAUCCGCUCCAACAGGACACAAGAGGACACUGUGGUGGCUGUGUCCGUGACUGGCAUCCUGAAGGUCUGGAUCAUCACCUCGGAAGUCAGUCGCAUGCAGGACACCACGCCGGUGUUUGAGGAGGAGUCCAAGCCCAUCUACUGCGAGAACUGCCAGAGCAUUUCCUUCUGCGCCUUCACGCAGCGCUCGCUCCUGCUCGUGUGCUCCAAGUACUGGAGGGUCUUUGAUGCUGGAGAUUAUUCCCUCUUAUGUUCAGUGCCCAGUGAGAAUGAGCAGACCUGGACUGGUGGGGACUUUGUGGCAGCUGAUAAAGUGAUUGUGUGGACAGAGGAUGGACAAAGUUUCAUCUAUAAAUUACCAGCCAGCUGCCUCCCAGCCAGUGACUCAUUCCGCAGGGACGUGGGGAAGGCAGUGGAGAACCUGAUUCCUCCUUUGCUGUACAGCGUGCUGGACAGAGCAGAGAAGCAGCUCCUGAUAUGUCCUCCAGUGACUCGCUUCUUCUGCGGCCAGAGGGAGUUUCCCUACAGGCUGUUGAUCCAAGGGGACUCCUCGGGGAGGCUGUGCAUCUGGAGCGUGCCCGACGCCCUGGAGCAGCAGGAGGGUGCAAAAGGCCUGCAGACAGCCACGUCCAGGUCCCUGCAGGAGGCCUUUGACCAGCUGAGCCCGCGGCCCGCGGGCAUCAUCGACCAGCUGAGCAUGGUGGCCAACGCCAGCGAGCCGCUGCGCGUCACCGCCAGCGUCUACAUGCCGGCCCACGGGCGGCUGGCCUGUGGCCGCGAGGACGGCAGCAUCGUCAUCGUGCCGGCCACGCAGACUGCCAUCGUGCAGCUGCUGCAGGGGGAGCACAUGCUGCGCCGAGGCUGGCCCCCGCACCGGACGCUGCGAGGCCACCGGAACAAGGUGACGUGCUUGCUGUACCCUCACCAGGUGUCCUCCCGCUACGACCAGAGGUACCUCAUCUCAGGGGGGGUGGAUUUCUCCGUCAUCAUCUGGGAUAUCUUCUCGGGAGAGAUGAAACACAUCUUCUGUGUGCACGGCGGAGAGAUCACCCAGCUGCUGGUUCCACCAGAAAACUGCAGUGCCAGAGUCCAGCACUGCGUUUGCUCUGUUGCCAGCGAUCACUCCGUGGGUCUGCUGAGCCUCAGGGAGAAGAAGUGCAUCAUGCUGGCCUCCCGGCACCUCUUCCCCAUCCAGGUGAUCAAGUGGAGGCCGUCCGAUGACUACCUGGUGGUGGGCUGCUCCGACGGCUCCGUGUACGUCUGGCAGAUGGACACCGGCGCCCUGGACCGCUGCGUGAUGGGCAUCACGGCCGUGGAGAUCCUCAGCGCGUGCGACGAGGCCGUGCCGGCCGCCGUGGACGCGCUCAGCCACCCCGCCGUCAACCUGAAGCAGGCCAUGACGCGCCGCAGCCUGGCCGCCCUCAAGAACGUGGCCCACCAGAAGCUGCAGACGCUGGCCACCAACCUGCUGGCCUCCGAGGCCUCGGACAAGGGCAACUUACCGAAAUACUCGCACAACUCGCUGACGGUCCAGGCCAUCAAGACGAACCUGACGGACCCCGACAUCCACGUGCUGUUCUUCGACGUGGAGGCGCUGAUCAUCCAGCUGCUGACGGAGGAGGCGGCGCGGCCCAGCGCGGCGCCCGCGUCCCCGGAGAGCGCGCGCCGCGCCCCCGGCGCCGCCGACCGCGCCGGCUCCUUCCUGGCCGGCAAGCGCGCCGCCGUGCUCUUCCAGCAGGUCAAGGAGACCAUCAAGGAGAACAUCAAGGAGCACCUCCUGGACGAUGAGGACGAGGAUGAGGAGGCCUCGAGGCACAGGAGGGAGGACGGCGACCCGGAGUAUCGCUCCAGCAAGUCCAAGCCGCUGACGCUGCUGGAGUACAACCUGACCAUGGACACGGCCAAGCUCUUCAUGUCGUGCCUGCACGCCUGGGGCCUGAACGCGGUGCUGGACGAGCUGUGCCUGGAGCGCCUGGGCAUGCUGAAGCCGCACUGCUCCGUGUCCUUCGGGCUCCUGUCGCGCGGCGGCCACAUGUCCCUGAUGCUGCCCGGCUACAACCAGCCCGUGGGCCUGGGCGGGAAGGUGCCAGUGGCAGAGGGGCUGGGGAAGGGCACCUACGGCGUGUCGCGGGCCGUCACCACGCAGCACCUGCUGUCCGUCAUCUCGCUGGCCAACACGCUGAUGAGCAUGACCAACGCCACCUUCAUCGGGGAGCACAUGAAGAAAGGGCCCAGCAGGCCGCCCAGGCCGGGCACGCCCGAGAUGGCCAAGGUGAAGCCUCCCCCUGCCGUGUCCAGCCAUGCAGCACAGGGGCAGAUCAAACAAGUUGCUGCUGCUUCCAGCACGGAAUCUGGGCACUCUGACACUUCUGCUUUCCAUUCCUGUUUCUUAGUCAACGAAGGCUGGAGCCAGCUGGCUGCCAUGCACUGCGUGAUGCUGCCCGACCUGCUGGGGCUGGAGAAGUUCCAGCCGCCGCUGCUGGAGAUGCUGGCGCGCCGGUGGCAGGACCGCUGCCUGGAGGUGCGCGAGGCGGCGCAGGCGCUGCUGCUGGCGGAGCUGCGCAGGAUCGAGCAGGCGGGCCGCAAGGAGACCAUCGACACCUGGGCCCCCUACCUGCCCCAGUGCAUGGACAGCGUCAUCUCCCCUGGGGUGACCACAGAAGGCCUGCAGAGUGCCAGUGCCACCCCGGAGCCCUCGGGAGCAGAAGCCAAAGUGCAGGAGGAGGAGCCCGACCUGGUGGACGAUGACAUCGCAGCAGGCUGCCUGGCGGGGCUGGCCCAGCCCAAGAAGGUGUCCACGUCCUACGAGGAGCGGCGCAAGCAGGCCACGGCCAUCGUGCUGCUGGGCGUCAUCGGCGCCGAGUUCGGCGCCGAGAUCGAGCCGCCCAAGCUGCUGACGCGGCCGCGCAGCUCCAGCCAGAUCCCCGAGGGCUUCGGCCUCACCAGCGCCGGCUCCAACUACUCCCUGGCCAGGCACACGUGCAAGGCGCUGACGUUCCUGCUGCUGCAGCCGCCCAGCGCGCGGCUGCCGGCGCACAGCACCGUGCGCCGCACCGCCAUCGACCUCAUCGGCCGCGGCUUCACCGUCUGGGAGCCCUACAUGGACGUGUCGGCCGUGCUCAUGGGGCUGCUGGAGCUCUGCGCCGACGCCGAGAAGCAGCUGGCCAACAUCACAAUGGGGCUGCCCCUGAGCCCGGCGGCCGACUCGGCGCGCUCGGCUCGCCACGCGCUGUCGCUCAUCGCCACGGCCCGCCCGCCCGCCUUCAUCACCACCAUCGCCAAGGAGGUGCACAGGCACACGGCGCUGGCGGCCAACACGCAGUCGCAGCAGAACAUCCACACCAGCACGCUGGCCCGCGCCAAGGGCGAGAUCCUGCGCGUCAUCGAGAUCCUCAUCGACAAGAUGCCCGCCGACGUGGUGGACCUGCUGGUGGAGGUGAUGGACAUCAUCAUGUACUGCCUGGAAGGAUCUUUGGUUAAGAAAAAGGGUCUUCAGGAAUGUUUUCCAGCCAUCUGCAGGUUCUACAUGGUGAGCUACUACGAGCGCAGCCACCGCGUCGCCGUGGGCGCGCGCCACGGCUCCGUGGCCCUCUACGACAUCCGCACGGGCAAGUGCCAGACCAUCCACGGCCACAAGGGACCCAUCACGGCCGUGGCCUUCGCCCCCGACGGCCGCUACCUGGCCACCUACUCCAACUCGGACAGCCACCUGUGCUUCUGGCAGAUGAACACCUCCCUGCUGGGCAGCAUCGGCAUGCUCAACUCGGCCCCGCAGCUGCGCUGCGUCAAGACCUUCCAGGUGCCGCCGGUGCAGCCGGCCUCGCCGGGCUCGCACACCGCGCUGCGCCUGGCGCGCCUCAUCUGGACCUCCAACCGCAACAUCAUCCUCAUGGCGCACGACGGCAAGGAGCACCGCUUCAUGGUCUAGGGACAGCGUCCUCAUGGCCACGAGGGCAAGGAGCACCGCUUCAUGGUCUAGGGACAGCGUCCUCAUGGCCACGAGGGCAAGGAGCACCGCUUCAUGGUCUAGGGACAGCGUCCUCAUGGCCACGAGGGCAAGGAGCACCGCUUCAUGGUCUGGGGACAGCAUCCUCAUGGCCACGAGGGCAAGGAGCACCGCUUCAUGGUCUAGGGACAGCGUCCUCAUGGCCACGAGGGCAAGGAGCACCGCUUCAUGGUCUAGGGACAGCGUCCUCAUGGCCACGAGGGCAAGGAGCCCCGCUUCAUGGUCUAGGGACAGCGUCCUCAUGGCCACGAGGGCAAGGAGCCCCGCUUCAUGGUCUGGGCACAGCCAGGGUCUGUCCCUGCACCCCUUCAUGGCCAUGGCACAGCCAGGGUCUGUCCCUGCACCCCUUCAUGGCCAUGGCACAGCCAGGGUCUGUCCCUGCACCCCUUCAUGGCCAUGGCACAGCCAGGGUCUGUCCCUGCACCCCUUCAUGGCCGUGGCACAGCCAGGGUCUGGCCCUGCACCCCUUCAUGGCCAUGGCACAGCCAGGGUCUGGCCCUGCACCCCUUCAUGGUCUGGGGACAGCCAGGGUCUGUCCCUGCACCCCUUCAUGGCCAUGGCACAGCCAAGGUCUGUCCCUGCACCCCUUCAUGGUCUGGGCACAGCCAGGGUCUGUCCCUGCACCCCUUCAUGGUCUGGGCACAGCCAGGGUCUGUCCCUGCACCCCUUCAUGGCCAUGGCACAGCCAGGGUCUGUCCCUGCACCCCUUCAUGGCCAUGGCACUGCCAGGGUCUGUCCCUGCAGGGCUUCAUGGUCUGGGCACAGCCAGGGUCUGUCCCUGCACCCCUUCAUGGCCAUGGCACAGCCAGGGUCUGUCCCUGCACCCCUUCAUGGCCAUGGCACAGCCAGGGUCUGUCCCUGCACCCCUUCAUGGUCUGGGCACUGCCAGGGUCUGUCCCUGCACCCCUUCUUGGUCUGGGCACAGCCAAGGUCUGUCCCUGCACCCCUUCAUGGCCAGGGCACAGCCAGGGUCUGUCCCUGCACCCCUUCAUGGCCAGGGCACAGCCAGGGUCUGUCCCUGCACCCCUUCAUGGCCAUGGCACUGCCAGGGUCUGUCCCUGCAGGGCUUCAUGGUCUGGGCACAGCCAGGGUCUGUCCCUGCACCCCUUCAUGGCCAUGGCACAGCCAGGGUCUGUCCCUGCACCCCUUCAUGGCCAUGGCACAGCCAGGGUCUGUCCCUGCACCCCUUCAUGGCCAUGGCACUGCCAGGGUCUGGCCCUGCACCCCUUCAUGGCCAUGGCACAGCCAGGGUCUGUCCCUGCACCCCUUCAUGACCAUGGGGACAGCCAGGGUCUGUCCCUGCACCCCUUCAUGGUCUGGGCACAGCCAGGGUCUGUCCCUGCACCCCUUCAUGGUCUAGGGACAGCCAGGGUCUGUCCCUGCACCCCUUCAUGGCCAUGGCACAGCCAGGGUCUGUCCCUGCACCCCUUCAUGGCCAUGGCACAGCCAGGGUCUGUCCCUGCAGCUCCCCAGGGUCCCCUGCAUGGCACCCACCCCCAUCCCUCGGCAGUGGCAGUGUUUACCAAAAAGGCUUUUACCAAAAAGUGUUUACAUGGUGACCACUUGGGGAUGGGGUCUGGGGGCCUGUGCUGAGCUGCUGUCUGAAGGGGUUGGAUGUGCUGCCGUGGCCAGGCCGGAAGGAAAAAUAGUCCACAUGUAAAUAAAUAAUUUAAAAAUGCUGUUAAAUGGCAGGCUUGGGGGAAAAAAAAAGUAUUUAUGUAGAAAGGUGGUUUUUGCCACCGGUGCAGGUAUUUAUUUAAAUAAAGGACAAAGGGGGCCAUUUUGAAUGGAGAAAUGAUCAAAAUUAUGGAAAAAAAUGAAUUGUUGACUGGAUGUACUGAAAUAUUUCCUUCAGUAGGAAUAUUCCUGUGUGACACUCGCUGUGACUGUGUUUCCUUCUUACAUAUCUGAUUUUGUGGAAUAUUUUGUGUGAAAUUUUCUGGUUUCUGCUCAUGGGAAAGAGAGAAAAUCUCUCCAAUCCUUUUAUUUCAGUAUCUCUGUUUGUGCAGCUUUUCCUUGGCCGCAGAGCUCGGACCUGAGGCUGGCACUGCCUGCUAAGCUAAAAAUGGUACUUGUUCCCCAAAUGAAGGGAUCCAUUUCUCACCUGGCUCCAAAAGAGACAUGAAAUGUCUUUUACUGUGCUUGGGGUUAUCUGUGUGGUGCAGGGUGGGGUUUGCAGCCCGGGAGCUCUGUGUCUGUGUGCUGUGCCAGGGCUGCUGCCCGUGCCACCCUGCUGCUGCCAGCUCCCCGUGUCCUGGGCCUCGUCCCUGUGCCCUGGGGGUGCCCUGGGGGUGCCCCUGGGUGACAGGGGACAGGCAGUCACCCUGUGGUGUUCCAGUGUCUGCCUCUCCACACAGCUGCUCCCCCCUCUGUGGGUUGAAACUCGCGGUGUAAAUAUGCUCGUGGAAUAAACCUGGGCUGAAACGCGUUGCCUUG
This is a messenger RNA of Passer domesticus (house sparrow), 7119 nucleotides long. Its product is annotated as WD repeat-containing protein 7-like. Gene Ontology annotation, molecular function: protein binding. Bases 184 to 4605 code for a protein of 1473 amino acids. Gene Ontology annotation, cellular component: cytoplasm. Lineage: Eukaryota; Metazoa; Chordata; Aves; Passeriformes; Passeridae. The transcript has 28 exons. The record is from RefSeq and is a predicted model, not a curated record.